Aureobasidium melanogenum CBS 110374 is the source of this 1074-nucleotide messenger RNA. RefSeq lists its product as uncharacterized. The transcript has a single exon. Gene Ontology annotation, biological process: mitochondrial respiratory chain complex IV assembly; protein insertion into mitochondrial inner membrane from matrix. Lineage: Eukaryota; Fungi; Ascomycota; Dothideomycetes; Dothideales; Saccotheciaceae. The coding region runs from base 1 to 1074 and encodes 357 amino acids. The record is from RefSeq and is a predicted model, not a curated record. Gene Ontology annotation, cellular component: mitochondrial inner membrane. Gene Ontology annotation, molecular function: membrane insertase activity.
AUGGAAUCUCUGAACGCCACUGGUCUGCCUUGGUUCGCUGCAAUCCCGCUAUCCGCCGUAGUCAUCCGAUCACUUGUCAUCUAUCCGGUAUUUCAAAAGCCUCUGCGUGAAAGGCUCGUUGACCGCGCAGCAACCCAGCCUCUGGUAGAUGCCCACAUGAGCAUCGUCAGACGUAAAUUGGACAGAACAUUUCGUAGGGACAGCCCUUGGCGCAGAAUCAAUCUGGCCAUCAACGCUUUCCAUCGAAGAGGUCAUCUGGCAGUAACCAUGUUUGAUCGCAAGUUCAAUUUUGGCCAUAGAACCAUGAUGUUUAUGACGACUAUCCUGGCUUCCGAUGGUUUGAGGAGGAUCAUGGGUGCUAAGGAGGGUUUGCUGAAGUUUAUCUUGGGCCCUUUGGACUGGACUGUGAGCUGGCUCAUUCCAGAUGCCCCGAAGAAUCAAUCUUCUGGAGAGGCUGCCGAAGCUGUUUCGGCCAAUUCUUCUUCUAAUGAACUUCCGGAUCAGGCGUCAAUCGAUGCCACUGGAGUACCAACGAGCGCUCCAGACGUGCUUUCGUCCACCGAACCAGCUCAGGAUGCGGCGGCUGAAUUGGCACAAGAAGCAUCAUCAGCAGUGGCAGGUCACGUCAAUUCUGUCUGGUUCGAUCCGACUCUUCUGACUGGAGGCUUCUCCUGGUGCUCCGACUUGACAGCCGCAGAUCCUACUCUGAUUCUUCCCGUCAUAUUCAGCAGCACCUUUUUCGCCAGCAUCUACUUUGCACCGCGCGUACAAGGCACCGUCACCACAACGGGAAGCAAAUCAGAAAGCGAACGUGCAAAACCUACAAAUAUGCAGAGGAUCAUGAUGACCGUUGCAAUGUUCUCUAUCAUUCCUGCUCUGCAAAUGCCUGCUGGACUUUUGCUAUACUUCAUUUCAAACAUGGUCACCAACAACUUGCAGUCGCGUUGGCUCACCUACACAAAGCCUAUCUAUCCUGCACCAACAGCCUGCAAGCGUCCUGUCAGGAUGCAACGCACCAAGGAGAUUGCAGAGGAUGUGCUACCCAACAAGGGAAAGACAACUUUGACACGAUAG